Molecule: messenger RNA, 2157 nt
Organism: Fimicolochytrium jonesii
Lineage: Eukaryota; Fungi; Chytridiomycota; Chytridiomycetes; Spizellomycetales; Powellomycetaceae
Product: prolyl oligopeptidase
Exons: 5
Coding region: 1-2157 (718 amino acids)
Biological process (GO): proteolysis
Cellular component (GO): cytosol
Molecular function (GO): serine-type endopeptidase activity; oligopeptidase activity
Source: RefSeq, a predicted model, not a curated record
AUGUCGUCUUCCGCGACCGCCAACGGCCCGUUCGGUUAUCCAUCUGUUCGACGGGACGAUACCGUUGAGACCUUGCACGGUCAUAAGGUUGCCGACCCGUACAGAUGGCUGGAAGACCCCGACUCGGAGGAAACCAAAGUCUUUGUAGAGGCACAGAAUAAGCUCUUCUUCGAUUACAUCGGGAAUUAUCCUAAGCGGGAGACUUUUAAGCAGAAGCUCACCAACCUGUGGAACUUCGAGAAGUUCGGCUGUCCGUUCAAGCGCGGCGACAAAUAUUACUACUUCCAUAACAGCGGUUUACAAGCCCAGUCGGUGCUGUACCAGCAGGAAUCCCUAGAUGCCGAAGCAAAGACGUUCUUGGAUCCCAACAAACUCUCAGACGACGGCACAGUGUCUCUGAACACCUAUGGCUUCUCAAAGUCUGGAAAGUUCUUCGCUUAUGGCUUAUCUGCUAGCGGAAGUGAUUGGGUCAGCGUUCAUGUCCGUGAAACCCAGCCAGGAUCGAAGGAGAACUACGAGGAGAAGCCACUUGAGUGGGCCAAAUUCACGGGAUUGGAAUGGACCCAUGACGACAAAGGUUUCUUCUACUCUCGGUACCCCAAGCCCGAGAGGGAUACGGACAAGGGCACCGAGACGGACUCCAACAAAAACGCUGCUUUGUACUAUCACAAGAUCGGCACUCCACAAAGCCAGGAUAUCGUGAUCUUUAAACCUGAAGAUCCUGAACACAUGGUCGGAGCCGAAGUGUCGGACGACGGAAAAUACCUCGUUAUCACGGUCAUACGUGGUUGUGACCCGGAGAGGAAGCUGUACAUUGUUGACUUUGCGAAAACGUUUGCAAAGACGGGCAAAGAGGAAGUCACUGGUGAUUUUGAGAUGAUCAAGGUCGUUGACGAAUUCACUGCAGAGUGGGACUACGUUGCAAACGAGGGCACUGUGUUCUGGUUCCAAACCACAUUGGAAGCCCCGAAGCGUCGCAUUGUCAAGUACGACUUGGCUCAUCCCGAAAAAGGCUUCGCGGAAGUCAUUGCACAAAGCGAGGACGUGUUGACGCAAGCGCGCGUCGUCAACGAGGACAAGCUGAUCCUUGUGUACCUCCACGACGUCAAGCAUGUUGCUAGACUGCAUGCGCUGCACACCGGAAAAGACCUAGAACCCAAAGAACUUCCCCUUCCUCUCGGAUCCAUCAUUGGAUCUCUCUCGGGACGAAAGGAAGACAAGGAAAUUUUCUAUUCCUUCUCCUCUUUCAUCACGCCGGGGUCAAUCCACCGUUACGACUUUGAGACCUCGAAGCAUUCCGUGUUUCGUGAGACGAAAGUCAACGGACUCAAGGCUGAUAUCUUGGAGACGAAGCAAAUAUUCUUCACGAGUAAAGAUGGAACCAAGGUGCCUAUGUACAUCAUUUCUCGCAAAGACGCGAAGCAAGACUCGAACAAUGCAACACUGCUCUACGCAUAUGGAGGCUUCAACAUCUCCAUUACCCCGUCCUUUGCAGUGACCUGGCUGAACUUCAUCCAACACAUGAAGGGUGUCGUAGCUGUUGCCAACAUCCGAGGUGGAGGUGAAUACGGCCAAGAAGCCUGGUACGACCAAGGCAAGCUCGGCAAGAAGCAAAAUGUGUUCGACGACUUCCAAGCAGCCGCAAAGUACCUGAUCGACAACAAAUGGACCAAGCCGGACAAGCUGGCCAUAAACGGCGGAUCGAACGGAGGACUUCUCGUCGGUGCCUCAAUCAACCAAGCGCCUGAACUCUUUGGAUGCGCAAUUGCGGAUGUCGGAGUGAUGGACAUGUACCGGUUCCACAAGUUUACCAUUGGGCACGCGUGGGUCUCUGAUUAUGGAAACCCUGAUAAGAAAGAGGAUUUUGAAGUUGUGCGAAAAUACUCCCCUCUUCACAAUGUGCAAAAGGACAAGCCUUACCCUGCUGUCUUGAUCACGACCGGAGACCACGACGACCGAGUUGUUCCGCUGCAUUCCCAUAAGCUGCUCGCAACCUUACAACACGAAGCUCGAAACAACGCGAAGCCUAUCCUGGAAAGAGUUGAAACCAAGGCCGGCCACGGAGCAGGGAAGAGCACCGCGCAGCGGAUCGAAGAAGCAACGGACAAGUUUUCUUUCCUUGCUUUGGCUUUGGACCACCAUGUUUGGGAAGAUUGA